This is a messenger RNA of Acanthochromis polyacanthus (spiny chromis), 1353 nucleotides long. It is a transcript of the gene marc1, whose product is annotated as mitochondrial amidoxime reducing component 1. The transcript has 7 exons. Lineage: Eukaryota; Metazoa; Chordata; Actinopteri; Pomacentridae. Gene Ontology annotation, biological process: nitrate metabolic process. Gene Ontology annotation, cellular component: mitochondrial inner membrane. The coding region runs from base 36 to 1034 and encodes 332 amino acids. Gene Ontology annotation, molecular function: molybdenum ion binding; molybdopterin cofactor binding; pyridoxal phosphate binding. The record is from RefSeq and is a predicted model, not a curated record.
AGUUCAACGUCCAACUAAAGUGUUUUUUUUCCAACAUGGAUCUGAAGGGCCUGAUAGACCUGGUAGCUGAGGGUCUAACGGACCCCAGCAAGGCCGCGGUGCUGCUCGGAGGAGCCGUCGUCACCCUGCUGGCUCUCGGUCUGGGCUACAGGUUCCUCUGGAGGCCGGAGAAGUUGCUCCGUGUCGGCGUCGUGUCGCAGCUGCUGGUCCACCCUUUGAAGUCUGGGAGAGCCGUUCAUGUGGCUCUGGCAGAAUGCCUCAAGUUCGGCCUCAAGUUCGGGGAGCUGCAGGAUCGACACUGGCUGGUGGUGACAGAGGACGGUCACAUGGUCACGGGUCGACAGGAGCCUCGGCUGGUUCUGGUGUCUCUGAGCUGCCAGGAAGGAAAAGUUUGUCUGAACGGACCGAACAUGGAGGAGGUCCGGUUCCCCUUAGAGCAGCCGGAGAACCGAAUCAUCGACUGCAGAGUGUUUAGUACGGACAUUCAGGGCCGUGAUUGUGGUGACGAAGCGUCUCGGUGGCUCACUGCUUUCCUCGGGGCAGAAAAAACCUUCCGCUUGGUUCACUUCGAACCUCAGAUGAAGCCGAGGAGGCCGGCGGAAAGUGAGCCCCAGUUCUCUCAGCAUGAAAAGGUGGCGUACCCAGAUUACGGCCCCGUCAUGCUGCUGUCGGACGCUUCGGUCAAAGAUCUGAGCAGCAAGUUGGACCGACCCGUCACUGCUGAGAGGUUUCGCCCAAACAUCGUGGUCAGCGACUGUGAAGCUUUUGAAGAGGAUUCAUGGGAGGAGAUCCAGAUUGGCAGCGUGCGGCUGCAGCGUGUAAUGUCAUGUGGAAGGUGCAUUUUUACCACAGUCGACCCCGAAACCGGGAUAAUCAACAGAAAAGAGCCUCUGGAGACGCUGAAGAGCUAUCGUCUGUGCGAUCCAUCUGAGAAACACAUCUACAAAUCGGCUCCUCUGUUCGGGCAGCUGCUCACCGUGAAGAAGACGGGGAUCCUUCAGGUCGGCGACGUGGUUUACAAGAUCAGCCGCUGAAGAAACGUGACGUGAAAACAUUCAGGAGGCAGGAGAGGGGUUUUAAAUCAGCACUAAUUAAAGAAAAAAAACACUUAAAUACAUGUAGUCUGCACAGAUAGGCAAAUAAUACAGCACUAACGUUGUAGAAAGCACAAAAACACUAUAUGAAAUGCAGCAACGAAUCCACUGACAUGAUUUUUCACAGCAUUUUACGUAUAUAAUCACGCAGUUUUUUCAAAAUAUUAUGGAUGUGUUAACUGUAAUUCCACUGGGCUUUACCUACGUGUGGCUGUUGUGUAAAAUUAAUAAAAUCUGAAUUAAACACACAUAAAACAUC